Lineus longissimus is the source of this 1116-nucleotide messenger RNA. RefSeq lists its product as uncharacterized. Gene Ontology annotation, biological process: regulation of cell population proliferation. Bases 153 to 791 code for a protein of 212 amino acids. The transcript has 4 exons. Lineage: Eukaryota; Metazoa; Nemertea; Pilidiophora; Heteronemertea; Lineidae. The record is from RefSeq and is a predicted model, not a curated record.
UCAAAGUCCGUAACAAACGGGAUAUUUGCGAGCGAUACAUGGUAUAAAACAGCGCGGGGUUCUGUCUCCUGCAUUCAACACGAGAAGCUGGAGCAGACGACAUUAUAAGAGUUUAACACCUGAACCCGACCACAACUAUCGCAAAACACAAAAUGUCUAUCAAGUUGUUCCUCCUCCUGGCCCUUGCGGCUGUCGGCGCUUUGGCACAAGAUAUCAACGAGCUCGAGUUCACGUUGGACGGCAGACGAUACACGGAGACUGUGGUUGACGGAGAAGACUUUCAGGUGGUGGUUGUACCCAAACAAGGCAUCGCGGACCACACAAUGGUCAUGCACGAUUUCGAGACGAGACUGACUGCCUUCAAAGACCUGACUACCAGACGUUGCAUUGUCAUCCCCAUGGACCACAUGCUUCUCAGAGUCCGAGGACUAAUCUUCAAGGACAGGAGAUCAGCUAGCGAGGAUGUGCCAUCAAACCGCAACAUCAUGUUGGACGUCGACGGAGACAUGAUGGAAGACAUCGACACUGAAGCUGGUGAUAAGAUUGCUGAGCUGUGCCAAGGUUUCCCCGCCUUCUGGGCAAGAAUCUCAAAGGAGAAGAGCACUUUCAAGAUGUCUGGCAGGCGGUUCAGACGCUGGGGCUUCUCCGCUAGUGCGUCAGCCUCUACCAAUGGGAAAAGCGCCAGUGCGUCGGGGAACGUGAGUGGUGGUUCCAACGGUGCCAACAGCGGCUCAAAGUCGAGCAGUGGGUCAAACGGCGGCAGCAGUGAAUCAUCUGGAAGCGCCAACUAGAUAAACUACCAGAGACAAUUUUAUUAGUACAAAGUUCAAAGCUGCUAGGUUGUGAUUAAUCCUGUCCUACAUUUAAUUUUAAAUACCCGAUCAAAAACUGUCUUCCUUGUUCACUUGUUAUCAUAUUAUGAGGUCAUAAAAAUGUCAAUUAUAUUUUCGUGUAUCAUGUAGCUCCAUGUAUUAUUGGAAAUAAUGAUCUCCUUUCGUCACUGCCAACUCUCCUAUAUAUCUUACGCAUCAUUUUUUGUGAGAAUCCAUUGCGGUAUCAUAUCAGACCACAUGCUAAAUACAAUUUUGAUAUAUUGAUAUAAUGAUGAUAGUCAAA